This is a messenger RNA of Girardinichthys multiradiatus, 2989 nucleotides long. RefSeq names its product histidine N-acetyltransferase-like. Lineage: Eukaryota; Metazoa; Chordata; Actinopteri; Cyprinodontiformes; Goodeidae. Bases 1168 to 2178 code for a protein of 336 amino acids. Gene Ontology annotation, molecular function: acyltransferase activity, transferring groups other than amino-acyl groups. The transcript is spliced from 6 exons. The record is from RefSeq and is a predicted model, not a curated record.
UUGCGGUGGGCGGGGCUAAUGUUGUCUUCGGUGGUUCUCCGACAGAACCGGUCUGACUGCCUCUCAUUCAUCAGCAGGACGGUGUACUUCGUGCAGCAUCGUGAUCUUUUCUGCCAUUCUGUCUGUUCCGGCAUCUGACACCGAGGACAUCGCCGCCGGCCAUCAUCCGCGAUUGGUGAUCAUUAGAUACCUGGGUAUCAACAUUUCUAACAGACUGAACGACCGGACACAAUGAAAUCAUAUCCCAUUACACUAACCCCACCUUCAGUCGGCUGAGCGGGAUGUGCUGAGUUCUUGCAAGAGUGGCGCGUAAGUAUAAACAUGGCGGCACACUAACAAACAACUAUCCAGCUCAGGUAAAACAAGCCAAUAAAACCUAGCCAAAUAUCGACUGCAAUUUCAAAUAUUAACCAUUGUGUUCUUUUCCUCUUCAACAACAACCUGGAUGAGGAAACUGUUGACAGUCUGCGGAGCUACACUGACGAGUCUUUUCAGAGAGUUUUAAUGGGAAAACCACAGAAACUGGAUGCCACUCCAACAUCAAAGUGGACAUUGUCUGAAUGCUCCGGCAGUACCACCACCGCACCAGACAGGUACUACAAAGACAUUUUAAACUAUCGACCAGAAGCUUACCAGCCUCAAUGCCAGAUUGGCAUUGGUAGAGGUCCUGCACAAGGCAUACCAAGCCCUGUGGGAAUCACUGGAGUACAGCCAGGAAAAAGGUGGCAAGAAUAAGAUGGCUGAGAACAAGACACUGAGGGAAAGUGUACAAAAACUCACCGAAGGAUAAUGCAGUUCUCUAGAGACAACUGGAAAACGAAAGAGCCCAUACUGGAUAUUCAAGCGAAAAGCAUGAGGGACAACCUUCUUUUCUCCAGCAUUCCUGAGCACACAGAAGAAGCCCCAUAGGCAACUGUGUGAGAUAUCCUCGAGCAACAGCUCAAGAUCCCAAGUGACGUUGUGAAGACCAUCACAUUCCACUAUGUGCAUCGUCUGGGAGUGAAGCAGCCUGACAACUGUCUCCCGAGACCCAUUGUAGUGAGUUCAAACAGAAAGAACCAGUCAAAAGCUGCAGUAGGGAACUGCAUGGUACGAACGUCAGUGUGAACGAUCAAUUUCCAAAGGAGAUCCUUGGUCGCCGACUCGCUCUUUUUCCGUUACUGCAGGAUGAAGAUUGAUACCAACCUGACUCCACAGCUUCCUGAGGCCCCUUCCCAGGCUGGCCUACAGUUUGCUGUAGCCACUGAGGAGGACUUCGAUGAAAUUAUGGCAAUGAGCCAGGAUAUCUAUGGUGGUCUGGACUACCUUCCCACCAGAUACACUAGCUGGCUUCAGGAUUCCAACCGCACGGUUAUUCUGGCACGCAAAGAAGGAAAAGUGAUUGCUCUGGAAUCAGCAUGUGUGAUCGAUGAUGGCGGGACUAUGCUAGUGGAGGGUCUUCGUGUUGCCCCUCAGGAAAGAGGGAAGGGAGUAGCAGGAGUUCUGCUGCGCUUCUGCUCCGAGCUGGUCAAAUCCAAAUUUCCAGAUGUAAAAGUGACCCGCUUGACCCGUGAUGACCAGCUCGGGCCCAAGGACUUUGAAAAGUAUCGCAUCAUAACUAAGCAGGGUAUUCUGCUAGUGCGUUUCAGAGCUGAAGAACUCAAACUGCGACUUUGCGACAUAAUUUCGCGUGACGGCAUUCAUUCAUCUGUAUCCACACACCAGUCCUGCCCCCCUCCUGUGCGUCUCGAUCAAACAUCUAUCCAUCAGCUUUAUCUUACUACUGACUUGAUGCAGGGAGUGCUUCCUAAUGCCACCGUCAUUCAAGACUGGCAGCCAUUCAAGCUUCUGCCAAGCAAUUUCUCAAUCCUACUGAAGAAGGACAUUGACUGGAUGGUGGAUGAUUUAUCCAGUCCUACUGUGGCCAGCCUUUGUACCUUCCCUUUCAGGGUGCCCAUUGGAGAUGAUUGGUAUUACCUGAACAUUGACAUGUUUGGUAAAGACCUGAAUUUGGCUCAGCAGCAGUUCCUGUGCCACCUUCAGCGCCACACAACCAACCUGAAGGGUCAUGUGAUGUGCCAGAUAUUCCUGGAGCCUGGUCUUUGGAAGCCUAUGGUCGAUUUCUGUCAGAACACUUUAAACGUAGACCUGGUGAAAGAGUACACUGAGCAAUGUGUGGUGGAAUCAGAUCUGAUCUAGUAGAAGGAGUAACCAUGGUAAAGAGGGAAGAAGAAACAAAUAGAAUUCAAAUACACUAAAACAUUUUUUUCUCUGGACAGAAAGAUAAAAAUAUAUAUUUUAACAAACUUACAUUCUGAUAUAUUUUAUUCAAUGGAAAGUGAACACAGGUGAGUGAUUAAUGCUGCAUGGUUAAAAAAGUUUCCUGUAGGUCAAUAGCACAAAUAUUUUUGGCAGGGUUAUUUUAACCUGAACUUUACAUAAAACACAUUGCAUGUAAAUUUACCUCCAGUCCUCCAUCUGAGAGAAUAGAAUUGAUAUUAUUGUUGUGUCAAUCUGUUUGAGAGUACAGAACAGCAUAGUCAAUCACUACUGUAAGACAAUAAUCUUUACCUUAUUAGCUUAUUACUGUAUUUGAUGUUAGCUCUAUUUUGUACAUCCCGUUUGUUUUAAGGGUUUAGGAGGAAUGGUAAGAUUUGUUUCACAGGUAGCAAUAAUUCUUUCUAGAAUUAGUACAAGUGUUUUUUUUUUUAAGAGAUAACAGUCCCUUUACCUCAUUUCAAACCUUUUACUUCUGCUCUUUCUGUAAAAACUUAACCUUUAUACAUGUUUAGGCUGAGUUGGGUUACUAAGUCUGCACAAGUUAAAAGGCACUUUAAUAAAACUUUGAAGGUGUUGAAAUUUGAGAUGGGAUAGUUCAGGAUCAAAGAAGAAGAAAUUACAGAUUCUCUUCAUUUCUGUAGUCACAACAAUAACUAGGGUUAGGAAUAUCAAAUGGUGUGUGCAUAAAUAACGAUGUUAAUAUGCUCUGAUAUAAAUAUCUUAAGUUUUA